Chilo suppressalis (striped riceborer) is the source of this 943-nucleotide messenger RNA. The record is from the annotation of a GenBank genome assembly. NCBI's taxonomy places the organism in Eukaryota, Metazoa, Arthropoda, Insecta, Lepidoptera, Crambidae.
ACCGCCGGCAUGGCAUUCAAAUCUGGCAUUGUUUUCUUCACUAUCGUAAUGGGAUGUCUAGCUCUGCCGACUCCCGAUACGGAUUUGUCGCAGUUCUUCGAGCAUUUGGAUUUGAAUGCCCAGGGCCGCAUCGUGGGGGGAAUCUUAGCCCCUGAAGGCUCCCACCCACACAUGGUGUCCAUGUGUACCGGGAUGCGAGUCAGGAAUCUGAUUUGCGGAGGUUCCAUACUCACCCAGAGGACCGUCCUCACUGCCGCCCACUGCAUCGUUGCCGUAUUCAGAUUCGGAUCCCUCAGCAGUGAACUCCGCAUAAGAGUGGGCUCUAACCGCUGGAACAACGGAGGUGUCAUGUAUACUCUGUCAUCUAACGCGACCCACGAGCAUUACGAGUCUACUUCCAGGAAGAACGACUUGGGCGUUCUUUACACCCGCACCCCGAUAGUGUUCAGUGAAACCAUUUGCGCGAUUGCUCUCGACUUCGAGCAUGUCGGUGCUGAGAUCCAGACCAGAGCCGCUGGCUAGGGAAGGACCAGAACUGCAGGAUCAGUUUCGAAUUUGCUGAUGGAGUUGGAUGUUAUUACGAUGUCGGGCCCUCGCUGCGUGGAGGAGAUGGCUCGCACGGUAACCUCGCCAGUCGUGGAACCCAACAUAGAACUGUGCACCAGACACCCCAACGGGUCAGGACGUGGCAUGUGCACCGGUGACUCCGGCAGCGCGUUGGUGCGUCUUGACCACGGCUCACAGAUUGGCAUCGUGUCGUGGGGCGUGCUGUGCGCGCGCGGCGCUCCCGACAUUUUCGUGCGGGUCAGCGCUUACGAAAACUGGCUCCAGAAACACAUCCGCUAAAACAAAAAUACUGACCCUGAAUACUAUUCGCUCAGGUUUCAAUUGUCGUUAACGCCACUACGACCAAAAAUUGUCAGAAAUCUAAAACAAUAAAUCA